AUGACAUGGGAAAUGAUUUCUCCUCAAAUCCAUUUCGUGAACCAAACGGGGCCUUAUAGUAGUGUAGGUCUGGCACCUGAUGGAUCGCAUGAAAACAAGAGCAAGGUGAAGCAGAGCCUAACCUUGGCCUAUAAGCACAACCGUUUAUAUAAUUUGAAAGCUCAACUUCAAGGGGAGCAACUUCAAGAAACCAACUCCAGCCAUUUUCAAGAUGGAUCAGAAGACAAGAACUUUGCGAAAUGGCCCACUACUUGGUGGCAGCAAUUCUCUGUGUUGCUUAGGAGAGGACUGAAAGAGAGGAGGCACGAGUCCUUCUCUGGUAGCCAGAUUUACCAGGUUGUGGCUGUGGCUCUUCUUGCUGGGCUACUAUGGUGGCAGUCAAAUAUUUCCCACUUACUAGUGUUCAGAGGGUAUGAUUUGUUUCCCUUUUCUGGGUUUGGCACAAUAGUUGAAGAUAUAGGCUAUUGGGUUUAUGCUAAGCAUGACAUAAAGUAUCACUUGAUGGAAUGCCUAAGUUCAACUGGGCUUCUCUUCUUUAUGUUUGAAUUUUGGGGGUUUUUCCCUCUACUCCAAGCAAUUUUCACCUUCCCCCAAGAGCGCAAGAUGCUUGAAAAGGAAAGAUCUUCAGGGCUCAAACCCACAGCAGGACACUUUUUCCACACCUUGCUUGUUCUGCUACUCAGUGUGUUAGUGGCUCAAGGCAUGGGGCUUGCUCUUGGGGCUCUGGUAAUGGACCAAAAAAAGGCCGCAGUACUUGCAUCAGUCCUCAUGGUAUCAUUUCAGCUAGCUGGAGGUUUCUUUGUUCAACAUGUUCCUGCUUUCAUUGCUUGGAUCAAAUACAUUUCCAUCAUUAACUACUCAUACAAGCUCUUGAUGGGGUCUCAAUACAAUGAAAAUGACACUUACCUAUGUGAUAGUGGGGUUUGCUUGGUUAGAGAUUUCCUAAGUAUAAAACAUGUUGGGCUUAGUGGACAAAUUGGUGCAGCGGUUGCUUUGGCCAUAAUGCUUGUGGGGUUGUAG
This is a messenger RNA of Prunus mume (Japanese apricot), 1020 nucleotides long. NCBI's taxonomy places the organism in Eukaryota, Viridiplantae, Streptophyta, Magnoliopsida, Rosales, Rosaceae. The record is from RefSeq and is a predicted model, not a curated record.